AUGACAAGCUCACUUAAAAGGCAACUCUCCGGAGAGACUCGAGAUUCUGAUGAGAAGCGAUUGCAAGUUGCUGUGGAUGUAGGAGAAAAUGAAUACUCAUCCGUCGCCGUACUGGUCAGUUUAAUCCCAGGAAAGGAAGGCAAGUACAUUGUGAAGGGGAAGCCUACAACAAAAAUAGGACGCAGCAGAGCAUGCGAUAUAGCUUUGGCUGAACCCGAUAUAUCCACUUUGCAUUGUGAACUAUGCGUCCUUACAGUAACUAUAGAUGGAUACCAACGACGAUUGGUGAAUAUAGUCGACAGAAGCCGCAAUGGAACCUUUGUAAACGGCAACAGGCUUGUUAAAAGGGACUACAUUUUGAGAAACGGCGAUAGGGUUGUUCUAGGCAGGAGUUGCUCUUUCUUAUUCAAGUACUUGGCCGACAACGAGGAGGAGCAUCCGAUUUCUGCCAGCUCUGUCCCGACCCAGGGCGAAAACAAUUCGGACCAAUUUAAAAAGCCCACCCUGAGUAGUCAGGAUGUUGUGAGACGGCCUCUGUCUGCACAAAGGCCAACUUUUCUUGACAGGUUUAUUGUAGGAAAAGAGCUAGGAUCUGGUCAUUAUGCAAUUGUUAAGGAAGCUACUGAUAAAGACAGUGGUGACAUUGUAGCUGUCAAGAUCUUCCAUCCACAACGAAACGACGACCAAAAGAAGACAAAACAAUUUCGGGAAGAAACCAAAAUAUUAAUGAGUAUACAACACCGUAAUAUUGUCAAGCUUAUAGACAGGUUCGUAGAACCUGUCAGCAAGGCCCAAAUCCAAACUUAUCUCGUGUUAGAAAAAGUUAGCGAUGGUGAGCUAUUUGAUAGAAUAGUACGGAAAACUAAGCUCAGACAGGAAGAAACAAACGCAAUUUUCACGCAGAUUCUCAAUGGCUUGCGGUAUUUGCAUGCAAAAAAUAUCAUUCACCGAGACAUCAAACCUGAAAAUAUCCUAUUAAGUAUACGGAAACGCCAACAUACUGAGGAACAGCAACGAGGACCCUGGGAUGAUGAUGAAAUAGAUAUAACGAUCAAGAUAGCAGAUUUUGGUCUGGCUAAAUUUAUCGGCGAGAUGCAGUUCACGAACACGCUCUGUGGUACGCCUUCUUAUGUUGCUCCAGAAGUUUUGAAAAAGACAGGAUAUACGUCAAAAGUUGAUUUGUGGAGUGCUGGCGUUCUAUUGUACGUGUGUUUAUGUGGCUUUCCUCCUUUCAGUGAACAGUUGAGCCCCCCAUCUAUGAAGGAGCAGAUUCUUCAGGGCAAGGUGGCUUUCUACUCCCCUUAUUGGGAUAACGUAGAUGACUCAUGUUUGCAUUUAAUAUCUAAUCUUCUGGUUGUCAACCCAGCCUUUAGGUAUGAUGUCCAACAGACUAUGAAUCACCCUUGGUUUUCGGACAAUUCGUACCUUGCAAGAUCACCGGCUCUCAUGAGCAGGCAAGCCAUAGAUGAAAGUAGAAUUCCUAAAACAUAUUCGGAACUCUCAAGUUUACAAUAA
This is a messenger RNA of Lachancea nothofagi CBS 11611, 1515 nucleotides long. The record is from the annotation of a GenBank genome assembly. Lineage: Eukaryota; Fungi; Ascomycota; Saccharomycetes; Saccharomycetales; Saccharomycetaceae.